UUAUUUAUUUAUUUUAUGUAUAAGGUUCUUCACCGGCUUUAACUUAACAAAAAUCUAAUUUUAAAAAUAGGAAACUACCUCUAACGUGAGCUAAAUAACUUGCAAAAAGAAUUGAAAUAAUACCUGGUACAAUCGGCGGAUACCAAGAUUUUACUUCGUAAUGAGAGGGACAUUCUCUUCUUGAAAUCUACGGGUAUGAGCUUACUCGCACUCACGUGCCGAGCUCCCCUGGGAUAUUCUCGGUUGCUUAUUUCUUCCUCAAUAUGCUCGAGGCACCACGGGAGCACAUGGUUUAGCAUCAGGCGGCUCUCAAGCCAUACGGCUACUCCUCGAGAUGCUAGUAUUAGCUACAUCAGGAAUAUAGGCAUCAUCGCCCACGUCGAUGCAGGGAAAACAACUACCACAGAGCAAAUGCUAUAUAACUGUGGUGCUUUAAGACGCGCAGGAAAUGUUGAUCAGGGAGAUACCGUGACCGAUUUCCUGCCUAUGGAGAGACAGAGAGGAAUCACAAUUCAGUCUGCCGCCAUUACUUUCAACUGGCCAACAAAAGAACGCUUAAAACCGGGUGGCUAUCAGCACAUCAUCAACUUGAUCGAUACUCCUGGCCAUGUGGACUUUCGGUUUGAGCUGGACCGUUGCGUUCCUAUUCUCGAUGGGGUCAUAUGCGUCAUUGACGGAGUAGAAGGCGUUGAGGCACAUACGGAAAGAGUUUGCGCCUCCGCUCACGAGUUUAAAGUACCUCGGAUUGUCUUCGUUAAUAAACUCGACCGUGAAGGCGCCUCCUUUAAGAAGUCUGUACAAGAUAUCGGAUUGAAGCUUAACGGAAUGCCACUAGUCUGUCAGAUACCCUGGUGGCAAAAGGACACGCUGAGAGGCGUAGUGGACGUGAUCGAUCGUUCUGUUGUCAGUUGGAUGGGAACCAAAGAUAGCCCUGAAGAACUUUCGACGAAACUACUUGAGGGUACAAUUGCGGACGAGGUCGAGCGCGCACGAGAGCAAUUGAUCGAGAGACUUUGCGAGCACGACGAUGAGCUGAUGGAGUUAUGGACUACUCAUGGGAAUGACUUGCCUAGCAAUGAAAUUAGAAAGAGCAUACGCCGUGUAGUAAAUCGUGGCGAUGGAUCCGUGAUGCCUGUCUUCGCGGGAUCAAGCUUGAAAAAUACCGGCGUUACUGCUCUACUUGAUGCAAUCGUGGACUAUCUGCCUAGUCCUUCAGACCGUCCUGAACUCCAAGUCCGAAUGGGCCGAACAUACCAACCCCUUGGUCACGUUAUUCAACCACCCAAACCUUCUAAAAAGUCUCCGCCACGUGUUGAGGGAUUGGCGUCGGUUUUCAAGGUAGUUCAUGACCCCCGCCGAGGGAUGCUUACAUUUGUGCGGGUUUACCAUGGGGUUCUCAAGAAAAAUACGCGCAUGUGGAAUGCUAAUCUCCAGCAAUUUGAAAGCUCUCUGAAUAUGAUGCAGAUAUCUGGAGAGACCACGACUGAGAUAUCUCACCUAGCUCCCGGGCAGAUAGGUGCAAUCACGGGUCUGAAGGCCGCGAGAACUGGAGACACAUUACUGACUUUCAAUUCAAACUCGACGCCACAAACAGAACUUGGUACCAUACAAGUCCGACCGCCCGAAAUACCUCCCGCUGUGGCUUUUAUCGUUCUCGAUGCGUAUAGUGUAACCGGUGCAAAAAUUCUCGAGGCGGCCUUAGAGAAUCUUUCUAGAGAAGAUCCAAGCCUACGAUGGUUCAAGGAUGAAAAGACAGAACAGUAUACGCUCUCUGGAAUGGGUACGCUUCACUUAGAAGUUGCCCGUGAUCGCCUGGAGAACCAUUAUAAGGCGGAGGCUUACUGGGGUAAAAUCUCUGUUGACUACAAAGAAUGCUUGACGGCACCGACAGCCCCUCAUCAUACCGUCUUUGAAGGGGUGGUAGCAGGUAAAUCAGGCAAGGCAGCAUGUUCAGUAGAAAUCGAGCCGCUCGAAGGAGACCAUGGCGAUAAAUUGUUAGGAAAUCAUGUCGAACGAGACGGGAACAUCAUUCAAAUUGUGUUUCCAAAGGAGAGUGCCCUGCCUAAUAUUGAGGAGGUAAGGCAGCAUCUUACCAAUGGUGUAAUAGCAGCACUUGCGAGAGGUCCUCGACGCGGUUCACCAAUGCAUAAGUGCCUUGUUACGGUUACGUAUGAUGUGUCGAUAAACACCAGUUCAACUCCAAGCUCACACCUAGUCGGCGCUGCAAACAAAGCAGUAAGGACAGCUCUUAAGGAAGCCCAUCAGCAGGGGACGAUUGGUAUCCUAGAGCCAGUUAUGAAAGUCACAAUCGUCUGCCCAGAAGUAUCAGCAGGCGCGGUUCAGCACGACAUACACACAGGUCGCGGCGGUCACGUUCUCGAAGUUAGGGAUAUGCAAGAAAGCCACGCGCAAGAAGGCGACCUCAUCAACAUAUCCGACAUCUACGCUCCGCCAGACCCGUACGAGUUCCAAACAACGCUGCGGGAGACGCAGAAGGGCCGUCUGCGGAUGCUGGAAAUUAUAGCUCGUAUACCAUUUGUAGAAAUGCUCGACUACGAUACGCAGCUCCGGGGAAAGACUCAGGGACGGCAUACCUUGACGAUGGCCCUGGAGACUUUCGAAAAGGUUACCGGUCAAAGAGAAAAGGACCUCUAGUUACCUGUGGGAAUGGUAUAAUGCUAUGGUUCCGUUGGAAAAUCAAGAGAUGAAAGCAAAUUACGUUGCAUCAAUAGACGCGCAUGUGUAUAUACAUGCGCCUGUAGGUAUAUUAAAUCUGUAUCAUAAAGCAUAGGUUUCGUUCAA
Daldinia caldariorum is the source of this 2802-nucleotide messenger RNA. Its product is annotated as P-loop containing nucleoside triphosphate hydrolase protein. Gene Ontology annotation, molecular function: GTP binding; GTPase activity. Bases 196 to 2655 code for a protein of 819 amino acids. Lineage: Eukaryota; Fungi; Ascomycota; Sordariomycetes; Xylariales; Hypoxylaceae. Gene Ontology annotation, cellular component: mitochondrion. The transcript has 3 exons. The record is from RefSeq and is a predicted model, not a curated record. Gene Ontology annotation, biological process: mitochondrial translation; ribosome disassembly.